Molecule: messenger RNA, 1743 nt
Organism: Kuraishia capsulata CBS 1993
Lineage: Eukaryota; Fungi; Ascomycota; Pichiomycetes; Pichiales; Pichiaceae
Exons: 1
Coding region: 1-1743 (580 amino acids)
Biological process (GO): positive regulation of transcription by RNA polymerase II
Cellular component (GO): nucleus
Molecular function (GO): zinc ion binding; DNA-binding transcription factor activity, RNA polymerase II-specific; transcription cis-regulatory region binding
Source: RefSeq, a predicted model, not a curated record
AUGGAUCCUGGAGACAUGUCUAAGAUAGAUGAUACUUCAACUAGAAAAACAAAAAAGUACACAGGUUGUUGGACAUGUCGAAAGCGUGGAGUUAGGUGCGACGAAAGAAGACCUGGUUGCAGGAACUGCUUAAUUCACAAAGUCAAGUGUGAGGGUUACAUGGUGAAGCUGUGCUGGGGUGACAACAAUAGAUCGUCGUCGGAACACGGGUAUCAGAGGAGUCGAUGUCUUAUUCUUUAUAAGUGGAAAGAGAACCAACUACUGAACGAAUUUCAGGUUGACAGCUUCUUGGAAAGAAUCGAAACCGCGUCGGUAUCCCUGACUUGCAAAAAUCUGGAGAGUACGAAGGAGGUCGGUUAUGGGCCUUUCACUGUUUUCAAUGCCACUUGCAAGGUGGAGAUGGGUAUAUGCACCAGGAGCGAUAGCUGCUCGAGUAAUGAAUCAAGAAAUAUCACUUUUGAAGUAUUCGCUAUGGAAUCCGGGAGCAGAAUACGAGAAAGACUGGAGCAGGCCUCAUUCCAGGGUCUCUACGGAGAUCUUGAGAUUGAGAUUGUCUUGCUGAAUUUUUGGAAUCGUUAUUUCAGUAAGACUCUCACGCCGGUGGACGAUAGUGAAAUGAAUCCCUAUAAUCUUAUGUUGAAGGAGGCACUGGACAAACCGCAUGCCGCUGAGCUUCAAAGGGCAAUCCUGCAUACAGUGUGUGCUAUUUGCUCGAGUUUCCUUUCAACCAGUGCAGACCAUGCCUUUAUAGCCCCUCAGUUUCAGCAUACCAACUUCCAUGAGUACAGGAAGUUUCACAAAAUCAGGGCUCUCAGUUUUGUUUCGGACAAGUACUCGUGGAAAGACGUUUCCACAUCCGAAGAGCUGAGUUUCUUAGCUGGGUCCAUAUGUUUCAUGCUGGCAACUGAUUGUUUCAACAGUUCAGACGAAUGGCAGAUUCAUCUCGGAGGUGCUGUAUCAGCUCUGAAAGCCAUAGGCAAUUCGGACGGGGGCGGACUUAUUGCAGGACUUGGCCAACCAGAAGGACUAUCUGGUGCCUUACUCUAUUUUUCUCAAUUGACGAGACUGGCCUACCUUAAAUCCGCAUUAUAUAUGCAAAAUGACGAUCUUUGUCACAAGUACUUGACACUCGAGGACCUAGAGUUCAUGAGAUAUCCAGAAGAAAAUAUGACCGAGUCGCUGAUCUAUCGCAACUUAGGAAUUACGCCAGGUAUGAUGAAUUGUUUGACAAGCAUAGUGAGGCAUAUUCAGCUCGCGAAGUCAACGAAAUAUCGAGAUCAAGCCAUCUUCGAUAUUGAACUGGAGCUGAUAGAUUGCAAGCCUCCAGCGUUCAAUGCCAGCAUGCAUUCUGCGAAUUCGUUGAUAGUAUAUCAUCAGUCUUUUAUAUUCCACACUGCCAUCAGUUUGUUAUUUCUCACGGAAGUGAAGAAGCAAGACCCUCAGACCUUGCAAGACCUGGUGGGCUCUGGAAUUGACCACAUAGAAAUAUGCGAGGAGAUCUCGAAAGGCUUCACAGGACUUGGUUUGUUCUGGCCGGCUUUUAUUAUUUGCUGUGAGGCGACUUCUUCCGAAUCUCAAACGAGGGUUACUGACUGGCUAAGAUUAGUGGACCUUUACUGCGUAGACACAAUGAGACGGGGUUCUCGUGUUGUCGAAAGGGUUUGGGAAAGAAGAAAAGGCGGCGAGCAGGUAAGCUGGUUGUCUGUUAUUCGAGAUAUCGACUCGACGUUGUACUUGGCAUGA